CGAAUAUAUUUAUAUCAUUAGGAUUCAGAUCGUUUAACAAACUCAAAGAAACCAACACUGACAACAACUAUAUGUAACCAACAAGCACUAUCAACCCUACAUGUAGACUUAGGGUAAUACGAAUCGCUAACUACCAAACGAGUGUGACACAUCAAUUACUAACCAUAUAGUCCUAAAACUACAUAUAUCUAGCAACAUUUUUGUUGUACACCUAAAACUAAAGACAUUAACAAAAAACAAAGCAACAUAAACAAACUUAACGCGAAAGUAAGACCAUAAAAAACAAAAUAAUUGACUAAUACUCCAAGCUCCUUCAUGUCAGUAUUCUUGAAAUAUCGCCUUCCAAACACUAGGACCUUGGUCGUUCCAGGGCGGCGAUUCAAAAGGGGGAUGGAUCGCUGGUUUGUCUUCUCCCUUGCUCAAAACUCAAUCCAGAAAUUGCUAGACGAUUUUCCAAUUGAAUGUAUCAAUCACAGACCUCCAGAUUCCAUCCAUAUCAACACAUCCAGAAACAUCAACUAUAGAGUAGCAGAUGAUGGAGAGGUAGAGCGUGGUAACAAUCGGCCUCCCACUAUCGGGCUGCAAAUCACUUGCCGGACAAGAAACGACGCAAAUCGCCUGCCGAAAAGACAAGCCCUAGAUGAAAGCUAGAGAGAAUACCACUUCUACCUGUUCUACACUGCUCUGAGCAUCGACACAGAUUUGCCAGAAUAGUGAAGAACAUAGCCAAUGCUAAGUUAUCGGGUUGCGAAACGGUGCAAGUCUCAAUUGCAUUGAAAAAGCCAAGGGAUUGAGGUGGCGACGACCGUUCCUUUUAAUUGGGAAUACACAUUUAAUUGGAUCAUGCUAUUGUUUUCAG
Messenger RNA from Cuscuta epithymum, 859 nucleotides. The record is from the annotation of a GenBank genome assembly. NCBI's taxonomy places the organism in Eukaryota, Viridiplantae, Streptophyta, Magnoliopsida, Solanales, Convolvulaceae.